Strongylus vulgaris is the source of this 1101-nucleotide messenger RNA. NCBI's taxonomy places the organism in Eukaryota, Metazoa, Nematoda, Chromadorea, Rhabditida, Strongylidae. The record is from the annotation of a GenBank genome assembly.
AUGGAAACGCUAGGAGACAUCAUCCACGAUAGAGUGUACAAUCAGAAAUGGUUCACUGCUCGGGGACUGAGAUCACUUUCUGAAGCAACAGGGUGGGGUGUUGAUACCAUUGCAAAAGUAAUAGCAUGCCUACUGUUCUACCUUCUGAAUGGAGGUAGCGAUUGGUUUGUGUGCAACCUGCUACUUGUUUUGGUACCCAUGCUUCUCAUCUACAUUGCAAAAAUAAUAGCGUGCUUACUGUUCUACCUUCUAAAUGGAGGUAGCGAUUGGUUCGUUUGCAACCUGCUACUUGUUUUGGUACCCAUGCUUCUCAUCUACGUGUAUCCCGAUGAGCAGCCUCCACUAGAUCACAUGAUCGUCUAUUGGAUUUCUGCUUUUGUGUUGUCUGCUUGCGAUCAUAUGCUCGAGGAUCUGCCAUUUUACUAUCUGCAAAAAUUCUGUCUUCUUCUUUUCAUACUAGUGGAACCGUCAUGCCUAAAUGAUAGACUCAAAGUUUUAUUCAAAGUCAAUGUGCCAGAAUAUUACAACGUUCCCAAGAAAGAGGAUGAUGUGAGCACAGCUAAAUCUUCUUCAGCUUGGGAGAAAUUCAAAGAAUCUUUACUAUCUCUAACCACCGGUCCAUGUACGACCGUGCAAAGACAUCAAGUUGUCACCCAUAAGACCAGAGUCGUCACUCCUGCAUGGGAGAAAUUUAAAGAAUCUUUACUAUCUCUAACCACCGGUCCAUGCACUACCGUGCAAAGACAUCAAGUUGUCACCCAUAAGACCAGAGUCGUCACUCCUGGUUCUAGAUCAGACAGUGAACGUCUCAUACCGGGUAGUGGCUCAAGUUCGAGCGAUAGUUCACCACGUGAUCAGAGACAACUUCAUCGCCACAAGAAAACGGUAACAGCAGAGACAAAAGUUGUGCACUCCUCGGGUGCAACAUAUAAAAGUGCGCUGAUUGCACCCGGCCCGCCUGUAGCUGUUGGUGAAAACAGAAAGAUAGACUCAGUAUAUGUAAAUCUGCCUAAACCUAUUGGAACCCAGAACAAAAUCUCAGUUCGUCUUGAGCCUGCUUUGCGCACAAGCAGAAGUGAUAACAGAAACGAAUCUUCAUAA